Molecule: messenger RNA, 2667 nt
Organism: Penaeus monodon (black tiger shrimp)
Lineage: Eukaryota; Metazoa; Arthropoda; Malacostraca; Decapoda; Penaeidae
Product: basic proline-rich protein-like
Exons: 6
Coding region: 1-2667 (888 amino acids)
Source: RefSeq, a predicted model, not a curated record
AUGCUGUGUCGUGCAGCUUCCGUCCGCCAUCACGAGACCCUGUGUCCAGCUGAGCGUCCAAGCAUGUCUUCAACACAGGGAAGUGCCACCCACAAGAAGUGCCACCCACAGGAAGUGCCACCCACAAGAAGUGCCACCCACAGGAAGUGCCACCCACAGGAAGUGCCACCCACAGGAAGUGCCACCCACAAGAAGUGCCACCCACAGGAAGUGCCACCCACAGGAAGUGCCCCCCACAAGAAGUGCCACCCACAGGAAUUGCCCCCCCCAAAAGAAGUGUCCCCCCCAAAAGGAAAGGGGCCCCCACAGGAAGGCCCCCAAGAAGAAUGCCCCCACGGGAAAGUGCCACCCCGGGGAAUGCCCCCACGGGAAAUUUCCCUCACAAAUUCCCAACCCACAAAAGUGCCACCCACAAAAUUCACCCCCGGGAAUUUGGCACCCACAGGAAGUGCCACCCACAGGAAGUGCCACCCACAGGAAGUGCCACCCACAGGAAGUGCCACCCACAAGAAUUCCCAAAACCCACAGGAAUGCCCCCCAGGAAGUGCCCUCACAAAGUCCACCCCCAGGAAGGGGCCCCUCACAAGAAGUGCCACCCACAGGAAGUGCCACCCACAGGAAGUGCCACCCACAGAAUUUCCACCCACAGGAUCCCACCCCAGGAAGUCCCAAACCCCAAAAUUUGCCCACCCACGGGAAGGGGCCCCCCCCCAGGAAGUGCCCCCCACGGGAAGUGCCCACCCAAAUGCCACCCACAGAAUCCCAAACUCACAAAAGGGGCCCCCCCACGGGAAGUGCCCCCCACAAAAGUGCCCCCCACAAAAGGGUGCCACCCACAAAAAUGUCCCCACGGGAAAUGCCCCCACGGGGAAGGGGCCAAACCACGGGAAAUUGUCCCCCAAACAGGAAGUGCCCCCCCAAAGUUUUUGCCAUUCCCAAAAUUUCCCCCACAUUAAUGCCACCCCAGGAAGUGCCACCCACAGAAGUGUCCCCACGGGAAAGUGCCCCCCCAAAGGAAUUUCCAUUCACAAAAGUGCCCACCCACAGAAGUCCCACCCAAAAGGAAAAUUCCCAACCCACAAAAGUGCACCCAUGGGAAAGUCCCACCCCACAGGAAUUUCCACCCACGGGAAGUGUCCCCCACAAAAAAGUGUCCCCCACGGGAAAGUCCCACCCCGGGAAUUCCCCCAAAAGGUUUGCCACCCACGGGAAUGCCCCCCAGGAAGUGCCACCCCAGGAAGUGCCCCCCCCGGAAUGUCACCCACGGGAAGUGCCACCCACGGGGAGUGGCCACCCACGGGAAUGCCACCCACAGGUUUUUCCACCCCGGGAAAGGGGCCCCCCCAGGAAGUCCCCACCCCGGGAAGUAAAAACCCCACAGAAGUCCCACCCACGGAAAGUGCCCCCCCACGGGAAAAUCCCAACCACAUAAGUGCCCCCCCAAAAUGCCACCCACAAGAAGUGUCCCCCCCGGGAAUGCCACCCACAAAAUGUCCCCCAAAAGGAAUGCCACCCACGGGAAAGUGCCCCCCGGAAGUUUUGCCCCCCAAAGGAAUUGCCACCCACGGGAAAGUGCCCCCCAAAUUCCACCCACAAAAAGGGUUUCCACCCACGGGAAAGUGCCCCCAAACCGGGAAAGUGCCCACCCCGGGAAGGGUUCCCCCCACGGGAAGUGCCCCCCCCAAAAGUGUCCCCCACGGGAAGUGCCCCCCACGGGAAGUGCCCCCCAAAGAAGUGCCACUAAACAAAAUUUUCCCACCCCGAAGUCCCACCCACAAAGUGCCCCCCACAGGAAGUCCCACCCCCCGGAAAGUGCCACCCCAAAAGAAUGCCCCUCACAAGAAGUUCCACUCACAAAAUUUCCCCCCAAAGGAAUUUGCCCCCCCACAAGAAGUCCCAAAACCCCCAAAAAAAAAGGGUUUCCCCCUCACAAAAAUUCCACUCCCAAAAAAGGCCACCCCACAAAAAGGGGCCCACCCACGGGAAGUCCACCCCAAGAGGGGCCACUCAAAAGAAGGGGCCACUCACAAAGUGCCACCCACAAGAAGCGCCCCCCCACAAGAGUGCCACUCCCCAAAAAGGGGGCCCCCCCAAAAGUUUUCCACCCACAGGAAGUGCCACCCACAGGAAGUGCCACCCACAGGAAGUGCCACUCACAAGAAGUGCCACCCACAAGAAGUGCCACCCACAAGAAGUGCCACCCACAAGAAGUGCCACCCACAAGUCCCAAACCCCAAAAAGGAAAGUUCCCCAAAAGAAGUCCCCCACAAGAAGUCCACCCACAGUAAGGCACCCCAAAAAGUGUCCCCCCAAAAGGGGGAAAAUCCCACCCACAGGAAGGGGAAACCCCAACAAGAAGUCCCAAACCCACGGGAAGUGCCCACCCACAAAAAGUCCACCCCAGGAAUGCCCCCCACAAAGUCCCACCCCCCAAAAGUGCCACCCACCAAGAAGUCCCCACCCCACGGGAAAGUCCCACCCACGGGAAUUUCCCCCCACAAGAAUUUCCACCCACAGGAAGUCCCACCCACAAAAAGUCCCAAACCCAAAAGUCCCAACCCAAAAGAAGUCCCACCCACGGGAAUUGCCCCACAAGAACAGGAGGAUGAUUGUGAUUGUAAGUAUGGAGACUGUGAUUGUAAGGAUGAAGGUGAUUGUUUUCGAUGA